Trypanosoma cruzi is the source of this 993-nucleotide messenger RNA. RefSeq names its product mucin-associated surface protein (MASP), putative. The coding region runs from base 1 to 993 and encodes 330 amino acids. The transcript has a single exon. The record is from RefSeq and is a predicted model, not a curated record. NCBI's taxonomy places the organism in Eukaryota, Euglenozoa, Kinetoplastea, Trypanosomatida, Trypanosomatidae.
AUGGCGAUGAUGAUGACUGGCCGUGUGCUGCUGGUGUGUGCUCUCUGCGUGCUGUGGUGCGGUGCCGGCGGUGGCUACGCGUUGUUUUUCAACGAUGAGGUACAUGCAUAUUAUUAUGGAGCAAACGGCACGUACUGUAAAGCCUUUCCCACAAUUUUUUGCAGUAAAACAACUGAGGUGACGUCUCAACAAAAUGCAGCUGGAGGUUCUGUCACAGGUGGAAAUGCCGAGUCGGGAGAGCAGGAGAAUGCUCAAUCAAUUGCUGGUCUGGGAGGGGAAGGAAGUGGUGAAGCGAGUGACGAGGGUUCUGCCGGGAGGCUGGCCCACGGUUCGGAGGGAAGUGGCUCGGGUCGAUUGAAAGAAGAUGAAGGUAAAGCAGAAGAAUUAAACCAGCCGGGAGGAGCACCUCCGUCACCACCAGCAACUCCACCAGCACCAACAGGGCCGAUAAAUUUGCCGAAGUCAGCGGAACCCGGUGAACCAGCGACCUCAGGUGUGACAACAGAAGUACAAUCAGCGCAGCAGCCACCGCCGCAGUCACAGUUGCCGGCGGAAGAAGCACCACCAACAGCAGCACCGAUUGCCGAUGGUUCCUCUGGGGGGCAGGAACAAACCUCGGAGAAAAAUGGUUCGGAUCAAUCGGAAGGAGCCACAGGUACACAACUACAAAAGCCUGGAGAGGGAGGAACCGAAACAUCAACACCAACAGUCACCGCUGCUCAUUCUGCUGAUGGUCAGGACAACAGUUCGGAGGAAAGUCAUUUGGAUCAAUCGGAAGGAACCGCAGGCGAAGGUACACAUGCAUCACAGCCGCCGGGAGAGGGAGGAACAGAAACACCAACACCAACACCAGCAACAGUCACCGCCGCUCAAACAAGUGCCACGAGGACGCCUGACGACAGUGACGGCAGCACCGCGGCCUCUCACACCACCUCCCCUCUUUUUCUUUUUCUUCUUGCGUGUGCAGCUGCUGCUGCGGUGGUGGCCGCGUGA